Arabis nemorensis is the source of this 1371-nucleotide messenger RNA. The record is from the annotation of a GenBank genome assembly. Lineage: Eukaryota; Viridiplantae; Streptophyta; Magnoliopsida; Brassicales; Brassicaceae.
AUGGAUGUUUGUUUAAGCUAUUCAUACAAUAUGGAUGAUGAGAUUGCAAAGUUCAUCAGAAGAGUAAAUCCACCAAGGGUUGUAAUCGAUAACGAAGUCUGCAAGAAUGUUACUGUCAUUAAGGUGGAUAGUGCGAAUAAACAUGGAAUACUUCUUGAAGUUGUUCAAGUCUUGACUGAUCUUAAUCUCACUAUUAAGAAAGCUUAUAUCUCCUCUGAUGGUGGUUGGUUCAUGGAUGUUUUUAAUGUUACUGAUCAAGAUGGGAACAAAGUCACCGAUGAAAUCGUUCUUGAAUAUAUCCGUAAAUCUCUUGGCCCUGAUGAGUCUUCUUGCUUUACUUCGUCGAUGAGACCAUCUAUUGGGGUUAAACAAUCUGUCGACUUUACUGUGAUUGAGCUAACAGGAACUGACAGACCUGGUUUGUUGUCUGAGCUUUGCGCUGUUCUAAUGGACCUUCAAUGUAAUGUGGUAAACGCUGAAAUCUGGACGCAUAGAGCAAAAGCAGCAGCGGUUUUACAAGUCACCGAUGAAGAAACAUGCUGUGCAAUCACUGAUCCAGAGAGGUUAUCUAAAAUCAGGAAACUUCUUGGUUAUGUGCUUACAGGAGGAAGCAGCAGCAGGAGGUUCCGUGAACCGAAAACUACGGUUUCCUCUUCUCACAAUGAGACUUACACGGAUCGUAAGCUUCAUCAAAUGAUGUUUGCGGAUAGAGAUUAUGAUGAAUGGGAGAAUAAUGUCGAUGAUGAGGAUAAAAGUGGGAGAGUAGUUCCAGAUGUUGAUGUCUCCAAUUUGCAUGAUUUGGAUUACUCAAUAGUGAUGAUCAAAUGCAAAGAUAGACCAAAGCUUCUUUUCGACACCGUCUUCACUUUGACGGAUAUGAAAUAUGUAGUUUCACAUGCCAGCAUUGAUGCUGAAGGCCCUGAAGCCUAUCAGGAAUACUACAUUAGACAUUCGGAUGGAUCUCCAGUCAAAUCCGAAGCAGAAAGACAGCGAGUGAUCAAAUGUCUGAAAGCAGCAAUCCAAAGAAGAGUCUCUGAGGGCUUGAAGCUUGAGCUUUGUACAUCAGAUAGAGUCGGGUUACUCUCGGAUGUGACUCGGAUAUUCCGUGAAAACAGUCUUACAGUUACAAGAGCUGAAGUGAAAACAAAAGGAAACAAAGCUCUCAACACAUUCUAUGUGAGAGAUGCUUCUGGUUAUGAAGUUGAUGGUAAGACCAUAGAGUCCAUUAGACAAGUGAUUGGCCAGACAAUACUUCAAGUAAAAGGCGGAAACACAGACAUAAAACCGAGUUCUCAAGAAUCUCCAACGGGGUUUCUCUUUGGGGUUUUCAAGUCGAGAUCUUUCGUCAAUUUCGGAUUGAUCAGAUCUUAA